AAAUCCUCAUCAGUCACUUUGUGGGAGCUGAGCCUGUGAGUGGGAGCGAAACUUUAAUACUUUCUCCGGUUCUCUCUUCACAGAUUGUCGGACAGGAUGAGCCACGUGCAGACAUCACGGUGAAACCUCUUCCUUCACUGUUGGCGUCCUCACACUUCCGUGGAGACUGAAGCUGGUCUGCCUGCGACCAUGACGUCCAAGUCAACGUUCCUGAAGGUGAUCCUUCUGGGGGACGGCGGCGUGGGAAAGUCGUCCCUCAUGAACCGCUACGUCACCAACAAGUUCGACUCGCACCUCUUCCACACCAUCGGCGUGGAGUUCCUCAACAAGGAGCUGGAGGUGGACGGGCACAACGUCACGCUGCAGAUCUGGGACACGGCGGGUCAGGAGCGCUUCCGCAGCCUCCGCACGCCGUUCUACCGCGGCUCGGACUGCUGCCUGCUCACCUUCAGCAUCGACGACCGGCAGAGCUUCCGCAACCUGGCCAACUGGAAGAAGGAGUUCACUUAUUACGCUGACGUCAAGGACCCGGACAACUUCCCCUUCGUGAUUCUGGGCAACAAAGUGGACGUGCUGGAGCGCCAGGUGUCAGGCGAGGACGCCAGGCGCUGGUGCGGAGAGAAUGGCGGACACCCGUACUUUGAGACAAGCGCCAAGGAUGCUACGAACGUGGCGUCGGCCUUCGAGGAGGCGAUCCGCGGUAUCCUGGCGAUGGAUGACAGAGCGGAUGACCUCAUCCACACCAACACGGUGGACUUACAGAGAAAGACUCGCCCGAACCCCAGCUGCUGCUGAGCCGAGGGAAACGCCCCCGGCUCACGUGAGGCUCCAUGCAGUUUGUGGUUCGGCCAAAAGAGGAACUGGUGUUUGCUCAGCUGCGUCUGAACAUUCUGCGGUGUUCUUCUCACUUCAGCCUUUUUAAGACAGAUGAAAACAUUUCAAAGAACGGAAGACACUCGGUGCCAAUUUUCAGGAUUUCCUUUUUUACCAUCAAGGGACCGGAAACCUCCGUGGACCAGCUCGAAGUUCGGAGACUCGGUUAUUACUUGAUGAAAAGCAAUA
Limanda limanda (common dab) is the source of this 1062-nucleotide messenger RNA. RefSeq names its product ras-related protein Rab-9A-like. The record is from RefSeq and is a predicted model, not a curated record. Lineage: Eukaryota; Metazoa; Chordata; Actinopteri; Pleuronectiformes; Pleuronectidae. Gene Ontology annotation, cellular component: phagocytic vesicle; late endosome; lysosome. Gene Ontology annotation, molecular function: GTPase activity; GTP binding. Bases 190 to 795 code for a protein of 201 amino acids. Gene Ontology annotation, biological process: retrograde transport, endosome to Golgi. The transcript is spliced from 2 exons.